UCAUCCAGCUCUACACCUUGUUUUCUGUCAUUGCCAUGGCAGCCCAGCCUGAUGGCCAGGAAUGGGGCGGGCUUCAGGCUUACGUCACUUCCCGGAAGUGGGCUGCCGUUGCCAUGUGGUGACGGCGCUGCAGCGGAGACUGAGAGAAUGAAGUCCCCCAAAGUGAAGAAGGAGAAGGCCGACAGGCCUCAGUACGAGGAGACGGAGAAAACCUACGAGGAGCUGGUGGCGAAUGUGAACGACAUCGCGCAGCCGCUGGCCUCCAGGAAACUGAGCAAGAAGCUGUACAAAUGCGUGAAGAAAGCUGCAAAAGUGAAACAGAUUCGCCGAGGAGUAAAGGAAGUUCAGAAAUUCAUCAACAAGGGGGAGAAAGGGAUUGUUGUAUUGGCUGGUGAUACUCUGCCAAUUGAUGUUUACAGCCACUUGCCAGUCUUGUGUGAAGAUAACAACCUUCCUUAUGCUUAUAUACCAUCCAAAAUGGAUCUGGGAGCUGCUGCAGGAUCCAAACGGCCAACAUGUGUGAUAAUGAUUAAACCUCAUGAAGACUAUCAGGAAGCAUACACUGACUGCUUAGACGAGGUGCAGUCACUAAACCUUCCCGUAUGAAGGAACAAAACUGAGUGAUCUGCAAUGAAUAUUGAAUGUGUCCUCACAAUAUGGUGCACUGAAUCAGUGAUUUCCGAUUCAGUUCUGUCUGUGCCAGUUGCUGAAUGUUAUUUUCAAUGCUUUAGAUUUUUUAUCUUUGAAAUAUGUACAGAUAUUAAAGUUUGUCGUGUUUUUGGAAUUCUAACAACAAGCUGUAAACUUCAGAAGCGAAAGUUGCCUUUUUUUAUUUCCUGAGGUUUAUUCACUGCGCUUCAGAAACUAAACAUUUAGGGCUAAUCUUUUGAAUUGGAUAAAAAUUGGACUUGGGGAGGAUGAUGGCAUCAACAACGACCGCAAACCAGUUCAGUCAUUAGGUCUUAGUGAGUAGUUUCGGCGAGUUGCUAAUGCUCAACAAGUUUGACAUGCAGCUCAGCAUUGUCGGGGUGAAGGAACUUGGAGUUACAUUCGAUGUGUUCCCUUAGGGAGUUACAAUCUGGAGUGGAAACCUCUAAGCAAUCAGCAGCCAAUGGAAGAUUCGUGUUACUUCUGCCCUGCCCAUCUUAGAGUGGAGGGGUUUUUUUUGCUGUUUUUGGAACUGCCCUUAAGGUGAAAUCAGGCUUCUUAAUGUUUGGUGUCAUUGGAGUUCAUCAAGUGAUUAAGUUGGAUGCUGCUGACUAGAAAUAUGAAACUUUUUCAUAUCAAGGCAAAUGCAAGAAUGUCAAGUGCUUGCUAUCUCCAUGGCAACUCAAUGAAUCAGCAUCAAUUUGCUAACCAAUCUCCAGUAGUAUAAAUUGUUGUAAUUGUUUGAAAUUUGGCAUUCUUGUGUUGGUUGUGAGGAGUGUAAGAGGAGAGACCUCAGCAAUAUGCCUGUCCUUUCAACAAUAUUCAAGUUGUAUAAUACUAAGUGACUCUUCUAAGUGUUGUUUUGGUGAGAUGACAAACCAUUAGGAUCAUUGUGAUUGCUGUAAAACUAGUGCUAGUGUUAGAAAAUGUUGUAAUCUUGUGCAUGGAGAAAAUCAUAAAUAUUUCAAAUUCAUCCAUUCCUCUUGUCAGGUUUUAUAAAAUCAAUUUGGACAUUUCCCUUUUACAUGUUGUUCGAGUCUGAGUUACUUCCCAUAUCUCUUGUAACAUUGCACAUUAUUAACUUUUGUACAAAUGUUUGCUAAUAAAAUAAUGAAAUGCUUUAACAUUUA
This is a messenger RNA of Rhincodon typus (whale shark), 1778 nucleotides long. It is a transcript of the gene nhp2, whose product is annotated as NHP2 ribonucleoprotein homolog (yeast). Gene Ontology annotation, molecular function: box H/ACA snoRNA binding. The record is from RefSeq and is a predicted model, not a curated record. Gene Ontology annotation, cellular component: nucleolus; box H/ACA snoRNP complex. NCBI's taxonomy places the organism in Eukaryota, Metazoa, Chordata, Chondrichthyes, Orectolobiformes, Rhincodontidae. Gene Ontology annotation, biological process: rRNA pseudouridine synthesis; snRNA pseudouridine synthesis.